GCAAGCAGACGUUUGGUCGACAUUGGCUGGGCGAACUAGCAUCGACUGGUCGCGUGUUUUUGCUGCUGGUCAGCAUCAUAGCCCUGUGUUCUUGGUCGAUGAGCGCUAUGGAUGGGAUUGUCAGGAGGAGAGCAACUCCUUCCUCAUCCGUGACACACUAAUCAAGAAUUUGCAUCGACGCAGCGCUGGCUUUCCUGAAUCAAACCUGAUUCUGCCCAACACCAGCCUCGAUUCGGCGCAGGCAUGUGCCGAGGACUAUCAAAGCCGGCUUUGCGACAUGCUGGAGAAGGAGCAUGGCCCACACCUGGUCACUAUCGGCUUAGGCUCCGACGGACACAUUGCCAGCGUUUUCCCUGAGUGGUACAAGGCGGUUCCAGACCGCUGGAGCAUGGCGACGCAGAAGAAGCGCUCUGUCCUGGUCACAGAGACGUCAGAGUUUGAGGUGCGGACGAGGAUCUGCGUGAAUCUGCGCGUGAUCCGAGAGGCCAGCAAUAUUCUCGUGACUCUGCAAGAGGGGUCUGAAGAGGCGUGGACAAACGUGAAGCGUUCCUUCGAUGAGGAACGCUUCGGUGAAAAGCGAUUUGCAAAGCGAGCAAAGGUGGUGGAGCCAACAGGAGUCGUUGUCUCCACGGAUGGCUUUCUCAUGGUGCAUGCCAAAGGCCGCAAGCCCAAGCCAGCUCCCAAACCGCCGGACUCCCCGUUGCACUACGUUUUGAGGUACAGCAAUAUUUCUGCCAUGCAGCUGGCUGUGGACAGGGAGAGCCAUUAUUCGUUUGUAGUCAUGGGAGCGGCAGGAGAUCUGGCAAAGAAGAAGCACCUUGACUCACUUGCAUCGCCAUGCAUCGUUUGA
This is a messenger RNA of Symbiodinium necroappetens, 850 nucleotides long. NCBI's taxonomy places the organism in Eukaryota, Dinophyceae, Suessiales, Symbiodiniaceae. The record is from the annotation of a GenBank genome assembly.